AUGCCCUGGACGAUGGAAGAAGCACAAUCUCUACUGCCAAACGAAGUACCACCCAACGAGGAAAACCACUCGAGCAGGACCAUGUUGGACAGCCUCAUGCAUGACGAUGACGAUGAUCUGCACAUGGACAUUCUCUCCUUGACCAAGUCGGAUGAAACUACUUCUACGGAAAACGAUGAGGAAGAUAAUAUCAUCCUCAUGGCCACGGAUGGAGUUUCUGGUGGUGGCGUCAAUCAAUCCGAUGACUUUUGCUACGAGUCGUUUGGGUUCUUGGAACGGAAUGAAAGGGCUUGCAGCCCGUUGGAAGGCCGAAUCUCGACAUCCAUUUUCAACACGACGGCAUCGUCAGGUUGGGUGGGAGAUACCAUCUCGAAGUCCCUCCUUAAGAUGCAGAAUGGGCUCAAGUGUUGGCAUGAUAGCUGGGAGCGACUGGCAGAGGAACAGGUGAUGAUGCCCACCACCACGACACUGACGUCCAGGAGUUCCUUGUUCGAACGACAGGAUAUUCUCAUGUGUUCCUCGUCGAGCUCUUCCCAGUCAUCGUCUCCUCCUCCACAAUCUCGACAAACGUGGAGAAACAUGAUGAUGAAGAGGAAGAGCAGCUUUUUCCCCAUGACCAAGCCCAAGACUCCAACAUCCACUGAAGCAGCAACAUUCCCAUUGAGUACCAAGUCUUGCAGCGCGGUUGGUUACAAGAUGGCCAAGAAGUAUCAUCAUGUCAAGGAGAUUAGGACGAAUGGCAUCCAUGUCGUGGAGUUGGUCCCGCUCCGCACCGGAUCCCAGGAGGAAGAGAGCAUGGCGUUUGAGUGUUCCUGGGUAGACAGUGACUAUGAUUAUAGACCCCGGUCGCGGUCGGCAUCGGAAAACGAUUUAUUACUUGACAAUAGCAGUACGAGCACCUUUGCUUCGAGCGCCAUGCCACCAGCAUUGCCUCUCAGAAGGGUGUAA
This is a messenger RNA of Seminavis robusta, 948 nucleotides long. The record is from the annotation of a GenBank genome assembly. Lineage: Eukaryota; Bacillariophyta; Bacillariophyceae; Naviculales; Naviculaceae.